UUUAUAGUAAUAUAAAUUGAUUGAUUUUUUAAUCUUGAAAUCUUUCAAAAAGUUGAACACUCAAAUUUAGUUGAGCAAAAAUUUGCACAGUUUUCACACAAAAACUCAACAACCAUGGCGAUGAAACCUUCCUCCUCCACCACCACCUCCGUCCCUGAAAUUGCGUUGCCGGAAAUAUCUCCGGAAAUGGACUCAAAACACACUUCCGAGACGCUAUUGUUUUUCAAGCUUAUGGGUGUUGGCGCUCCCUUUCCUGAAAACUGCAACACCGAUGGUUUUCUCGACUCUUUCCUUCGGAAUUUCAUCAAAGUCGAUCUAAUCCAACCUGGUCGAAUCUCUUGUACUGUUGUCGCUAAACCACCUCUCUGUAAUGGCUAUGGAACACUGCAUGGAGGAGCGGUUGCGUCUUUGGUUGAGGUUCUGUCAACUGCUUGUGCUAGGACUGUAGUUGCGGAGGACAAACAACUUUUUCUUGGGGAAAUUAGCAUUUCUUACCUCUCUGCCACUCCUAUGGAUGAAGAAGUGGUAGCUAAUGCUUCUGUGGUGAAGAGUGGAAGAAAUUUGACUGUAGUUGCACUUGAAUUUAAACUGAAGAAAACUGGGAAUUUGCUUUAUCUUACUCAUGUUACCUUCUAUAAUAUGCCAGUUUCCAGCUUAUGAUCACUUAACUUUCUGGUGACUCUGCACUUCCAUUUAAUGUAGUGGAAAUAUCAUUGAUGCUUUAGUUCAUUCGAUAUUUUAGUUCAUCAUAUUAAUGUUUGUUUCUAAAAAUUCCUCGUGUUCCAUUCUCCAUCUAUGGCUAUAUUAUUAUUUGUAUUGUCUCUUUACUAAUAUUAAUGUUUACAAAGAUUCUCUA
This is a messenger RNA of Lathyrus oleraceus (garden pea), 856 nucleotides long. RefSeq lists its product as uncharacterized. The coding region runs from base 115 to 660 and encodes 181 amino acids. Gene Ontology annotation, molecular function: fatty acyl-CoA hydrolase activity. The record is from RefSeq and is a predicted model, not a curated record. The transcript has 3 exons. NCBI's taxonomy places the organism in Eukaryota, Viridiplantae, Streptophyta, Magnoliopsida, Fabales, Fabaceae.